This is a messenger RNA of Lycium barbarum (goji berry), 1768 nucleotides long. RefSeq names its product sufE-like protein 1, chloroplastic/mitochondrial. The coding region runs from base 1 to 1272 and encodes 423 amino acids. The transcript is spliced from 3 exons. The record is from RefSeq and is a predicted model, not a curated record. NCBI's taxonomy places the organism in Eukaryota, Viridiplantae, Streptophyta, Magnoliopsida, Solanales, Solanaceae.
AUGAACCUGAUCGCCGCAGGAAAACACUGUUCAACGUCCGAGUACUGUUCACUGUUCACUGCCAGAGUAUUGUUCACUGCCGGAGUUAAUGUUCACUGUUCACUGCCGGAAUUAUUUUCACAGAGUCCUGAAACAGGAGCAGAGAAGAGGGGGAACAAGAAAAGAAAAAGAAAAAAGAAAAAAAGGAGAGAGAGAGGGCUGGCCGGAAAAUGGUGCCGGAAAAAGUCUCCGGCGAUGACGCAGCUGUCAACAAUUUUCUUUCUCCAAUCCAAUCCAUGUCUAUUUCCCCCAAUCUCAUCACUUCACCAUCCCUUAAACCCUUUUCUUUACAUCCAACUAAAUCAACCUUCUUUAAAUCCAUCAUCACUAUUCCAAGAAUCUCCACCAAAAAAUCCAUUAUCAUCUCUUCAGCCUAUUCAACAACUCCCACCAAAACUUCAAGAAAUCAUCAAACUCUUUCAAGCAGUUGAACAACCAAAAGCUAAAUAUCAACAACUUUUGUUUUAUAGCAACAACUUAAAACCACUUGAUGCUCGCUACAAGACUAAUGAAAACAAGGUUCAGGGUUGUGUUUCACAGGUUUGGGUUAGGGCGAAUUUUGACUCGGAGAAAAAUGUAAUCUUUGAGGCUGAUUCUGAUUCGGUACUCACUAAAGGUCUUGCUGCUUUGUUAGUUCAAGGACUUUCUGGAAGACCCGUAGAAGAGAUUAUAAAAGUUUCCCCUGAUUUUGCUGUUCUUUUAGGAUUGCAACAAAGCUUAACACCUUCCAGGAAUAAUGGGUUUCUAAAUAUGUUGAAGUUAAUGCAGAAAAAAGCGUUGCAGUUGUAUGUCGAAGAUGAGAAAAAUGCUUCUGGUUUAGGCCCUCAGAGCGAAUUAUCAAAUGAUGCCUCGACUGAGCGAAUUAAUGUUAAUGGAAAUGUCGAGUCUGGAACCAUUCCUAAAGUUAGUGGAAACAAUAUAAAUGUUGGUACUGUUGAUGAUGGUGUUUUGAGGAGUAGAGGGAUGAGAAUAAAGGAGAAAUUAGAGAAGGAACUUAGGCCGGUUGAAUUAGAAGUUGAAGAUAUAUCGUAUCAGCACACGGGGCAUGUUGGGGUGAGAGGUAGCGAUGGAGAGACGCAUUUUAAUUUAAACGUGGUUUCAGAGGAAUUUGAAGGUAAGAGUUUGGUGAAGAGGCAUAGGAUGAUUUAUGGUUUAAUACAAGAUGAGUUGCACAAUGGAUUACACGCAUUGUCAAUUGUGGCGAAGACACCGUCCGAAGUUGGUAGUAGUUAAAUUGUUGGCAUCAAGAGAGGUCUGGUUCUUUCUGUCCUGUAAUUUAUUGACAUUUAUACCUCAUACUAGCUAGUAGCAUGACCCCCUGAGAAGUAGGUAGCUAUGGAUUAUGAUGAAGAGUCUUGAUUGUUUGUUUUGUUACAUUAAUCUUAAUAAGAUAGUUAUGGAAGAAUUGAAUACUAAGGUUUUUUUUUUCCUCCCAAGAAACAGAUUAAUACACAGCUUCAAUUAUCUAUCUACUGCAGUAAUUUGGUUGCUUCAAUCUUAUCAAUUUUCUCAAUGACACACUUAGACUUGUGUUUGGACCUGCUAACCAACUUCAAGAAUGAUAAAACUAGGUAUUUGGGACGUCUCUAGACUUCCUAACGUUGCCGUCAACCGCCACGUCCCGGUUCAGGAAUUUUAACCCGAUUCCCUUUUGUUUAAAUUAUUACCCAGCAAGCAAUAAAUAUUUUAUUUUUAUCAUGUACAUUGAUGUAGCAAUUUUGUUUUCUAG